Molecule: messenger RNA, 1343 nt
Organism: Erythranthe guttata (spotted monkey flower)
Lineage: Eukaryota; Viridiplantae; Streptophyta; Magnoliopsida; Lamiales; Phrymaceae
Gene: AAR3
Product: defective in cullin neddylation protein (DUF298)
Biological process (GO): protein neddylation
Cellular component (GO): ubiquitin ligase complex
Molecular function (GO): ubiquitin-like protein binding; cullin family protein binding; ubiquitin conjugating enzyme binding
Source: RefSeq, a predicted model, not a curated record
ACAACGACCAUUUUCCCAUCGACUCAGAGAUACAUACCGCAGAGCGAAGCUACAGUGACAGCUGCCAGCACUCUACGUUGGGUGAAUUUCCACCUGGGGUUUCGUCUAUCCACGAAAACCCCAAACCUCUCCAAUCGCCAUGGAUUUCUCCUUCGAUAUUUUCCAAAUCUACCGCCAAUAUUGCGAUAUUACAUCGAAGGUGGUUGCUAACGUCGGGCAGGAUUAUGGCGUAGAUGUCGAGUUUCAGAAAGCGAGUAUCUUGAGAGAGUCAUUAUCGCAAUUAUCGAAAGUGGUGGACUCAAAAGUCAGUACGAGGGUUUCAAUUCUUGAGGAAGUUUACAAGCUGAUGUCAAGAUUAGACUUGUUGGCAGACUUUUCGGAGUUCUCACGUUUUUACGAGUUUGUGUUUUUCAUUUGCCGGGAAAAUGGUCAAAAGAACAUUACUGUAAGCAGGGCUGUUAUGGCUUGGAGAUUAGUUUUGCCUGGAAGGUUUCGAUUGCUUAAUAGAUGGUGCAACUUUGUUGAGAAAAAUCACCGACAUAACAUAUCUGAAGAUACGUGGCGACAAGUUUUAGCCUUCAGUCGGUCUGUCCAUGAAAAUCUUGAUGGUUAUGAUCCUGAAGGAGCAUGGCCUGUCUUAAUUGAUGACUUCGUCGAGGACAUGUACAGGAUCAUGGGAUCACUUGGCAGUGCUAAUAAUUUAUACUGUAAUUGUGGUGACUCGGAACCUCAACAAUGUGAGGACACUCUGUCUGGUUUGAUAAACUUACCCGGUUCAAAGAGGAAGUUGGGAUAUAAUUUGGAGAUGGAAUCGGAAUCUUCCAAGGGUUACGGAAGUUGUAGUAGCGGUUUUCCAAAUUCAAAGAGAAGGCACGUUUAUUCGAUCGAGAACAAGUCUUCUCCUUGUGCGGUUGAGGGGUGCCUGUCAAAGGGUUUCGCUGGACUUCUCUCCGGUCGUUCUUGUUUGCAGUUUGACCACGAUGCAAGACUCUCAUAUUUAUAGAUAAAUUGAUUGAUAGAUUACAUUAUUGGUAUUGGUAAGAGUUUUAUGUUGUUGAUUGGUUAUCGCACACACACACAUACACGGUCGUGAUUUGUUUUUAGUUAUCUAGUUAAGAUUGAUAUAAAAAUCAAUAAAGGUGUAAUUUUUUUAUAUCGUGGAACGAAUUGUUUGUUAUCCUUAGGAAUUGAAUUGUGUGGUUUAGUUAUAUAGUAGCUAUGAUUUGCCUGUUAUGAACUAAGAUAUAGUUCGUAGAUUUUAACAAUCAAUGGCACAGUUUUGUGGUGUGGAUAAAUAUUUGGUGACUCGAUUCAAGUUUUGAUCUAUUUCAGGAUGUUUGCUA